UUCCGAUUCCCAUUUCCGACGAUCGGGUGCGAUUCGAUAGUUUGAUCCACCGUCUCUCGCUUAAGCUCUUUUAACCGGCGGCUAUGGCUUUGAACAAUCGGCGAAGAGCAACGUCGAGACAUCUCGCUUUAGGUUUAGCCGAUCCUCAAAUCGUAGUCCCAGGAACCGCUUACGCUGAAGCCACUGAAACCAAUCGUCGAAGCCUUGUUGGUCGAGUUCUCGGUCCUAGAAAGCCAGAUCUCUACUCAGUGAUCCAGACUCUCCCUCACGAGUGGAACGCCGCCGGAUCUCGAUCUCGCGGCCGCGUAAUCGGCGGAGGAAAGUUUCAGUUCGUGUUCGAGAGGGAUCGUGAUCUGGAGAUGGUUCUUUGGUCCGGUCCUUAUACUCACAACGGAUGGCUCGUCGUGUUGCAGCAGUGGGAAGACGAACCAGGUCCUGAGUUUCUUCAAUCGGUGCCUAUGUGGUUGAGAAUUCGUGGGAUUCCGAUUCGGUAUGUCUGUGAAGGGACGAUUCGCGAGAUUGUUUCGUCCAUGGGUGAGGUAAUGGAGAUUGAUUUAGAUGAUAAAACUGUUGAUUUGCGUUCCGUUCGUGUUCGUGUGAACGUUUCUGUGGAUACGAAGCUGUGUUUCAAGAAAGUUGUUAGAUUUGAAUCGGGAGAGACGAAGAUUGUGAAGCUACGUUAUGAGGAUGUUGCUUGGAACACGUCGAGGUUUAGAUUCUGUCGUAAUUGUGGGGAUUUGAAUCAUCUCGCUAAGUCUUGUUCACAUGUUUGGGUUGAUGUUCCUGACCCUCUUGAACGUGCUCUUUCUCCACCUCCUCCUGACGCUAGCUUUGAUGGCUCUGCUGAGAACAAUGGUGGAAAUGGAACUCUUACCUGGGAGGAGAAGCUCGAACAGGUAGACGGAUCUUCUGAUGCGGUUCAGGACUUACCUGAUGGGGACCUUGAGCAGAAGCAGCAAGGUCUUGAUGGCGUUCAGGAAGCUGACGAUAAGCAAGUUAAAUCUGAAAUCGGUGGAACAUCUUCUGAAGGGUCCAAGAGGAAGUUUGAAGCAGUGGAGGAAGCUGAUGAUAUUCUGGAAAAGCGGAUUCGAGGAAGCUCUGAUGCAACAGAGGGUUUAGGGGUUAAUCUCAAACCACUUGGAGAAGAAUGAUCCUAAGAAGGUUAGAACUGUCAAGGGUCUGCAUCAUAGUGUUUUUUUCAGUAGAAGCGAAAUGGAAUAGAACAGUAUGUACAGAAAAGGGUACCACGUAGGUUUUUGGUGAUGGAUGCAAUGGAGCUUUUAGCUUGGCUAUGAGAUAUGUUUUCAAGUUUGUGGAAAGCUUUUAUCUAGGUUUUGGAAUUAAGUGUUUCAUUAUGAAACAUUUAUGGUCGUGUCUUGCUGUGUUUAUCUAAAGUGUCCUUAUGACUUAACUUAUGCAACGGAUGUAGUAAACAAUAUUUAAGUAAUGAAAGUAGUUUGUUUUGUUU
This is a messenger RNA of Eutrema salsugineum, 1468 nucleotides long. RefSeq lists its product as uncharacterized. NCBI's taxonomy places the organism in Eukaryota, Viridiplantae, Streptophyta, Magnoliopsida, Brassicales, Brassicaceae. The transcript has a single exon. The record is from RefSeq and is a predicted model, not a curated record. Bases 84 to 1151 code for a protein of 355 amino acids.